Moneuplotes crassus is the source of this 1881-nucleotide messenger RNA. Lineage: Eukaryota; Ciliophora; Spirotrichea; Euplotida; Euplotidae. The record is from the annotation of a GenBank genome assembly.
AUGAAUUUACAAGUCAGAGGUAUUAGCCAAGGUCCAAAAAUAGCUCAGAGAGAGACUUAUGAGCUCAGUAACUUUAACAAAGUGAUGAACGAAGCUGACAUUAACAUAGAAAAUGUUCGUAGCUUUAUUGAGAAAUAUAAAUACAAAAACUAUGAAGUUCCUUCUGAUGAUAUAACAGGAACGUUGAUAAAGCAGGUGGUUAAUUUUUAUAGUCCUUUUCUGAACCAUUCUGUAGAAUUUACUGAUUUGAAAUAACCAUCUUGUCCUGUUCUAUGAAGAGCAGCAUAAGAAAAUUCAUGAUAGAGAGUACCACAUCCCUAAUUACCAUGUUUUAAAUGAGAUUAUGACUAGCCUAAGGCAGCUUAUAAUUGAAAUGCUCAAGGAGCAGAGUGGAAGGCAGCAAAUGCUCUAUCUCUCUAGAAUUUUCAGGUGGUUCUACAGGAAAUAAGAUAGCUUACUCUGUUAAACCGAUCAAGUACGAUUCUAAAAGAAGGUCUAAACUGAAAAGCAAAAAUCAGCAAUCACUAGAAAAAGAAGCUGAUAAAGAACCUGAAAAGGAAGAAAAUAAUAAGAAGGAGUUCUUGAGAGAUACAAAAUCAACUGAAUCCAUCCUUAAGUCAUGUGAGAAAACCAAGCUAGCAAAAAUUUCUAAUAAAAAUCUAAACUCCAGACAAUACAAAAUAGAUUCAUUAUCAAAUUCAAUGAACCUGACUUCUUCCAAAUUCGAUCGGAACAAUAGCUAUUUUCAAGUAAGAGGGAAUUUAAAGCUCCCUGACCCACUAAGAUCUUCCUACAAUGGAGUUGGAACAUUAUCUAAAAGCUCGUCUGUCUCUAAAGACCUAAACCUGUCACCCCAGCAAUACGAUAAGAGCUACAAAUAACCUGCUCAAUAUUUUACAAAGAUCAGAGAGAAAACGCUUGGUUGAUGUCAAAGUUGAGAAACAGAUGCGAAAACACAUCCAUCACUGGGGCAAUGCCAAAGCUCAUAGAGAGAGUAACAAGGUCCAUAAGUAUGACCUGAACUCUCUAAGGAUUUCUAACGUAAGGAAACCCCGCAAAGGCCCUCAUAAACUACAAAACUUUUCAGAAGGAUAUGCUGUUUUUAGAGAUACUUUGGGCUCAAAUUUACAGUUUAAAAAGAGAAUUUACAAAGACCAAUUUGGAGAAAGCUCUUCUGAUAAAGAUGCUGAGGAAGUUUCAUCAGAAUCUAGUGAGGCAAGUGAAGAGAGCCCUCAAAAUAUUCCACACAAAAUAUCAUCAUUGCUUCCUGAAAAAGACAAGCUCAGAAAGUUUAGGAAAAACAAUAAGAUUAAGAUCAAAAAGAUCAUGCCCAACCUGAUUGAUUUGUCUAAAUAAAGAUAAUGAAGAUAGAAUAGGAACCUCGUCAACAAACAAGAACUUGACAAAUAAGGCACUUCAGAAGUUUAUGAAGAUGAAGCCUGAAAAGAGACCCAAGUUAGUCACCACAAAGAGCAUAGCCAAGAAUACGGAUAAAAUAGACAACGUGUUCACAGAAUGUGAAACUCAGAAGGAAGUGAAUCACCAGAUUACAUUAAGUGCCUUUUCUCGCCCAGAAGAUAUCCUCAAGAUAUCUCCAAAGAUGAAGAGCAAACGGAGCAGGUUAGAGAUCCUUAGGUCAAAGAGACGAGAAGAUCAGUUUAAGAACAGCUAUACCUUUGCUGAUUCUAUCAGAGACCAGAAUUGGAUGGAAAUACAGGAUCUUAGCAAGUCUUUAAUUAAAGAUGGAGUCACUUGAUCGAUCAAAACGAUACAGAAAGCAUUUCAUCUCCCUGAGAUGGCUAGGCCACUUAAUGACCACCAGAUCAAUACCUCACUUUUGUUAGCAUCAAAUUCAGUCGACCAAUAAUGCAUUUAAAUAGG